Psylliodes chrysocephalus is the source of this 561-nucleotide messenger RNA. NCBI's taxonomy places the organism in Eukaryota, Metazoa, Arthropoda, Insecta, Coleoptera, Chrysomelidae. The record is from the annotation of a GenBank genome assembly.
AUGCAAAAGGAGAAGAUCAAGUGGAGACACAUGUUGAAGGUAAUACUUGAUGUCAUUCUACAUUGCAUAAAACAUAAUCAUGCGCUGAGAGGCACUUCUGAAAUUAUCGGUCAUUCAAAUUGUGGAAAAUUUUUAAACACAAUUCAACUGAUUAGCCACUAUGACAAUAUCAUUAAAGAUCACAUUGAGGCUCACAAUAAAGGUCAGUUGACCUAUUUUGCCCCUCCCAUACAAAACGAGUUAAUGAGUCUGGUAGCUACAGAAGUAAAGAGGCAUAUUAUUAAGAAUAUCAAGACUGUAAAAUAUGUUUCAAUAUUAUUUGACUAUACUACAGAAGUCUCUCAUCAGGAACAAUUAGUUCAAAUAAUACGUUACGUUAAUAUUGACUCUAACAGGAAGCGUCAUGUUGAAGAGAGUUUUACUGAUUUCAUCAAUACCCACGAGAAAACUGGCGAAGGGCUUGCAAAAUUAAUGGAGGAAAAACUGAUUGCUGACAAAUUGGAUACAACUAAUAUCAGAGGGCAAUCAUACGAUAAUUGCGCUAAUAUGGCUGGUAAGUAA